CACUUUGAAUCCCGUAAUACUGCCCAACUACUACUCCGACUCGGAAGGAAGAAAGAGCAGUGACCACUUUGUCAGCUCUAUCAACGAGUUGAAGGAGUACUUCUCCAAUGAGUUAAAGUCUCAGUUGAGAUCAUUUUCUUUGAAAUUUAUGGACAAAGGAGAAGGUGUCGGUGGUAUUGACCGAGAGUUGGAGGAGGAUGCUGCUGCGGAAACGGGGAAGAAGGCGGAGUGCAGCCAGGCCGUGGAGGAGUCCCCGUUGAAGUCCCCUGUCCGUUCGAAGACUAAUGUUGUUGGUCUAUCCGACGAAAAUGUGGUGGAAUCUAUAAGUACGCUUUCACUAUCUGUUACAAAAUCUGUUGAAGAUGAAGGUGCUGCACAUAAGACCUUCGACGAUGAGGACUUUGAUAUAGUCGAAGUGGCAUCUUUCUGGAAUAAAGGCAAAGCCCUCGUCAAAUCAAAGAAGACACAGUCGGAGAAUGUGCCUUUAAUUGAGGAUGACUUCAACGAUAAGGCGUACGAGCAAUUUAUUGAGUCGGGCAGAACUGUUGUCGGGCCUUUCAAGACGAAGGAAGCGAUCCCCCGUAACCAAUAUGGGUUUUACAAGUUUAUUUUUAGCAACACAUUAGAUCCGGGGUAAGUAAAUGUUAUUUUCUUAUUUCUCAUUAUGAUAUACUUGUAGAAAUUUUUAAUAACAGUUACAUUGAUUACAAUUGAAUCAGAUAUGUGCUUGCGAAAUUUUGAAAGUUUGAAGUGGAUAGGAGGUGCAUGGCAUCGUUGCGACCGUUGCGAGAAGUUGAGGGAUCCAUCAUUGACUGUUUUUCUAUACUAAUGAACAAGUACGAACGUGAUAGUCGAUUACCUGACCAACCUCGUGUUUGGUACAUGCCCACUCGCAUCUCGCAAAAAACUCUCGGUUCGUUUAAUGUGAAGAGGAUUGCGAAAGACCGGGAGUGGUCAAAACUGUUUUACGAAGACAACUUCGAAAAAUGCGUCAAGAUGUUUGUGCCGGUGUUGACUCUAGAAGGUGCACCACAUUGGUUUGGUGGCGAAGUAAAUAUGAAGUCCAAGGUUGUCUCAUUUCUGGACUCCCUACACACCGCAAUGCAUGAGAAGUAUCGUGUGGAGGCUACGAAAGAAAUGGUAAACUUGCAAAGUUUCAUUGUUUGAUGUGAACUCAUUCUUCAUUGAAUCUAACUAAUUGUAUAUGUUUGCAGUUGUCGACGUUGGACCUUUUGUUUGAGGAGAAUAGGUCGAAGAAUGUGACUUUCGUGGAUUUCGGAUAUGACAGGAAAGAUCGCGGGCUUCCUCAACAAGACAAUGACCGAGAUUGCGGUGUAUACGUCAUGAAGUACAUGGAGGUUGUGGCCAAUGAGGAAGAAGUAGUUGAUGAGUUUCACCCGGUUGAGGCACGUUUGGAAAUCGCUGCGAGGAUCAUAACUGAUGAACAAAAUGAAAUUCGUACCAAAGUGGUUGAAGAUCGUAGGGCUGCACAAGGCAGCUCAUUUGCAUCAUCCUCGGCCCCUUUGCGUAGUCCGUCAAAGUCUCCACGCGAUCCUCGGUUCAGUACAGCGAAGUCUCGCCAUGCAAACAUGUUUCCCCCGUCAAGAGCCUCCCCUAGGUUUCAGUCUAGCAAGACUAAGAUUUCAUAUGGUGAAUAGUCUGUAAAAAACACUUGUGUUAUUAAUAGGUUGUCUUAUUAGUGUGUUGUGUAGUUUGGAUUUGGGAGCAUAGGUUGUGUUAUUUGUGUGUUGUUUAGUUUGGAUUUGGGAGCAUUUGGAUUUAGACAUCUGUUUUUAUUAGUUGACGUUUGGAACUGGUUAUUAUGUUCACAGACUUGUGUUUAUUUUAGUUUUGAGAAUAUAUUAAACCAUACUUAGCAAA
Molecule: messenger RNA, 1881 nt
Organism: Cannabis sativa
Lineage: Eukaryota; Viridiplantae; Streptophyta; Magnoliopsida; Rosales; Cannabaceae
Exons: 5
Coding region: 766-1167 (133 amino acids)
Biological process (GO): proteolysis
Molecular function (GO): cysteine-type peptidase activity
Source: RefSeq, a predicted model, not a curated record